AUGGCCGACAAGAAGGAAGAAAACCAAGAGAUUGAUUACUCUCUCAACAACCCCGAUACUCUCACCAAAUACAAGAAUGCUGCUACUAUCUCCCAAAAGGUUUUGAAGGAUGUCACUGCCUUGUGUGUGGCUGGCGAGAAAAUUGUGACAAUUUGCGAGAAGGGUGACAAGCUCCUCGAGGAAGAGAUCGCAAAGGUCUACCGAGGAAAGAAGAUGGUCAAGGGUAUUGCCCACCCAACCACUGUUUCUCCUUCAGCUUUCGUAACACCUUAUACCCCUCUUACCUCGGACGAAGCCGAAGCAAGCGUUGUUCUCAAAGAAGGCGAAGCUAUCAAGAUUCAACUCGGUGCACAAAUCGAUGGAUUCGGAACAAUUGUUUGUGAUACCAUUGUCAUUCCCUCUGCCGACAACGCAAAUGGAGAGAUCAGUGGAAGAGAUGCAGACUUGUUGUUGGCGACACACUAUGCAAACGAGCUUCUGUUACGUUUAAUGGUUCCCUCUGGAUUGGUCCCAGUUGGCACAGAGGAGGAGCAAAAGAAGGCAGCAACUAUUAAAGCUCCUACUCAAGCUAAGAUUACCAGCUUACUCGAGAAAUUGGUUAAGAGUUACGACUGCAACUUGGUCGAGCACACCACCUCUUGGCAAUUCGAGCGCAACGAAAUUGAAGGAAAGAAGAAGAUCAUCCUCGCUCCAGGAGAUGGUACAAGAGGUGAUGGUGUUCCAGAAGUUGGCGAGGUUUGGGGUGUUGAGAUGGGUGUUUCUCUUGGCUCUGGAAAGAUUAAGAACUUUGAGAACAGAACCACUCUUCAUCGUCGUACCAACCUUACAUACGCCUUGAAGCGACCAAGUUCCAGAGCGAUUAUGAAUGAGGUUGUGAAGAAGUUUGGUACCUUCCCAUUCAGUUUGAGACAACUGGAAUCCGAGCGAGAUGCCAAGGUCGGUGUUGUCGAGUGUGUACGUGGAAACGUUUUCAGACAAUACGAAGUCGUUGGAGACAAGGACAACGAGGCAGUAGGAAGAUUAUUGACCACAAUUGCAAUUACCAAAAACGGUUUACAAAAGAUUGCCUCGCCACCCGAGCCAGAUCUUAGCAAGUUCAAGACUGAUAAGAAGAUCACCGACGAAGAGAUCCUCAAGAUUUUGGAGCAACCUUUGGCUAAGGAUAAGAAGAAGAAGGCUGCUAAGAAGCCUGCUGCAGCAGAGUAA
Molecule: messenger RNA, 1206 nt
Organism: Botrytis sinoallii
Lineage: Eukaryota; Fungi; Ascomycota; Leotiomycetes; Helotiales; Sclerotiniaceae
Exons: 4
Coding region: 1-1206 (401 amino acids)
Source: RefSeq, a predicted model, not a curated record